Molecule: messenger RNA, 1578 nt
Organism: Panicum hallii
Lineage: Eukaryota; Viridiplantae; Streptophyta; Magnoliopsida; Poales; Poaceae
Product: tubulin beta-4 chain
Exons: 3
Coding region: 1-1341 (446 amino acids)
Biological process (GO): mitotic cell cycle; microtubule cytoskeleton organization
Cellular component (GO): microtubule; cytoplasm
Molecular function (GO): GTP binding; structural constituent of cytoskeleton; GTPase activity
Source: RefSeq, a predicted model, not a curated record
AUGAGGGAGAUCCUCCACAUCCAGGGCGGCCAGUGCGGCAACCAGAUCGGCUCCAAGUUCUGGGAGGUGGUGUGCGACGAGCACGGCAUCGACCCCACCGGCCGCUACGUCGGCACCUCCGACCUCCAGCUCGAGCGCGUCAACGUCUACUACAAUGAGGCCUCAUGCGGCCGUUUCGUGCCGCGCGCCGUGCUCAUGGACCUCGAGCCCGGUACCAUGGACAGCGUCCGCACCGGGCCCUACGGCCAGAUCUUCCGCCCCGACAACUUCGUCUUCGGCCAGUCUGGCGCUGGGAACAACUGGGCCAAGGGCCACUACACUGAGGGCGCUGAGCUUAUCGACUCUGUGCUUGAUGUCGUGAGGAAGGAGGCUGAGAACUGCGACUGCCUCCAAGGCUUCCAAGUUUGCCAUUCCCUUGGAGGAGGCACUGGAUCUGGAAUGGGCACGCUUCUUAUCUCAAAGAUCAGGGAGGAGUACCCUGAUCGGAUGAUGCUCACUUUUUCUGUCUUCCCUUCGCCCAAGGUCUCAGAUACUGUUGUUGAGCCAUACAAUGCAACACUGUCUGUGCAUCAGUUGGUGGAGAACGCUGAUGAGUGCAUGGUUCUUGACAAUGAGGCUCUUUAUGACAUUUGCUUCCGCACUCUGAAGCUAACCACUCCUAGCUUUGGAGACCUGAAUCACUUGAUCAGUGCUACAAUGAGCGGUGUCACUUGCUGCCUCCGGUUCCCAGGACAGCUGAACUCUGACCUGCGCAAGCUUGCAGUCAACCUGAUCCCCUUCCCCCGUCUCCACUUCUUCAUGGUCGGCUUUGCGCCACUCACCUCGCGUGGCUCGCAGCAGUACCGUGCCCUCACUGUCCCUGAGCUGACCCAGCAGAUGUGGGAUGCAAAGAACAUGAUGUGCGCUGCUGACCCGCGCCAUGGCCGCUACCUCACGGCCUCUGCCAUGUUCCGUGGCAAGAUGAGCACCAAGGAGGUGGACGAGCAGAUGAUCAACGUCCAGAACAAGAACUCUUCCUACUUCGUGGAGUGGAUCCCCAACAAUGUCAAGUCCAGUGUCUGUGACAUCCCGCCGCGCGGCCUCUCCAUGGCCUCCACCUUCAUCGGCAACUCCACCUCCAUCCAAGAGAUGUUCCGCCGUGUGAGCGAGCAGUUCACUGCUAUGUUCAGGAGGAAGGCUUUCUUGCAUUGGUACACGGGUGAGGGCAUGGAUGAGAUGGAGUUCACCGAGGCUGAGAGCAACAUGAACGACCUUGUGUCUGAGUACCAACAGUACCAGGAUGCCACCGCGGAUGAGGAGGGUGACUAUGAGGAUGAGGAGGAGGCGAUCCAUGACGAGUAAGGUGUCCCAUGUUGUACCCUCCGGAUCCUGGUUUGCUUUCAGCUGGAGCUUGCCUAUGUUUGGUUAUUGUUAUUCGAGUAUUAUGCUGAGUAUGUAGUAAGUACCUCCGUGGUAGCAUGCUGCAUGCUACCGCUUAUCCUCUUUCAUCGCCAGAAAGACAUGUUCGCUUGCACUGCUUGAUAUGCCAUCGCGUAUAUGGGAGGAGUAUUGGGAUUAUUGUAUCUGCUUGCUUGUUCG